AUGGAGUCUGAAUUCAUCGAGUCAUUCAAAAGCUUCAUAGAGUCUUAUCGUACACCUCAAGAUAGAGACAUUGCGGAAGUUAUUGCAAAGCUUCCAUAUGAGGACCACCAAAGGAUUAUUUUGAACAUAAAUGAUAUGCGUGCGUUUGAUAAGGCGCUUGCAAAAGGGAUCAUGGAAGAGCCUACAACCUUGGUUCCAUUUGCUGAGGACGAGCUGAGUGGCAUUGGGGGAAGAAAGAUAUUCCUUGGCAUCAAAGGUUCUUUUGGAGAAUACACUCUCAAUCCCAGGACUCUAUCAAGUAUCUAUAUAGGAAAGAUGGUUUGUAUUGAAGGGAUAGUAACGUCCUGCUCGAUAUGCAGGCCUAAGGUUAUGAAGAGUGUUCAUUAUAAUCCAUCAAAGAAUGUAUUCUAUUCGAAGGAAUAUAGAGAUUCUACCAUGGUGACGAAGCUUCCUGUUACCAAUACGGUAUAUCCGACAAGGGAUGUGGAUGGAACUCUUUUAGUGACUGAGUUUGGGCUUUCAGAAUAUUUUGACUACCAGACCGUUGUCUUACAGGAGAUGCCAGAGAAGGCACCGCCAGGGCAGCUCCCAAGGUCUGUGGAGGUUAUAUUGACGUUUGAUUUGGUUGACAAACUCAAACCUGGGGACAGGGCAAAGAUCUAUGGAAUAUACAAGAGUCUCUGCUAUGGAGGGCAGCAGUUUCCCUCCCGGUUCAAGACUGUGGUGAUUGCAAACAACAUAGAAAAGACUAAAGAGGAAGAGGAAAGAGAUGUUGUGCCAGAAAUUGAGUUUGAGAAGUUAUCGGGGAUGAAGAACAUUCACCAUUCGAUUGCACCCAGCAUAUUUGGACACGAUAUUAUCAAGAAGUCUAUAGCUUUGCUUUUGGUUGGGGGAAAUGAAGUGAUAAUGAAGAACGGAAGUAAAAUCCGCGGAGACAUUAAUAUCUUGCUUGUUGGAGAUCCAUCGACUGCAAAGAGUCAGCUACUCAGGUAUGUUCUCAAUGCAGCACAGCUGUCUGUUGCAACUACUGGAAAGGGGUCUAGCGGGGUUGGUUUGACUGCUGCGGUGGUUUUAGACAAAGAUACAGGAGAGAAGAGACUAGAGGCUGGGGCGAUGGUACUAGCGGACAGGGGAGUUGUAUGUAUUGACGAGUUUGACAAGAUGAGCGAUGGAGAUAGGGUUGCCAUUCAUGAAGUGAUGGAGCAGCAGACAGUGACGAUAGCAAAGGCAGGGAUUCACACUACGCUGAAUGCUAGAUGUUCUGUUCUAGCGGCAGCCAAUCCAGUGUGGGGGCAGUAUAGAGAGUCAAGGCCUCCCCAGGACAAUGUAAGGCUACCCGAAAGCUUACUGACUCGAUUUGAUUUGAUAUUUGUGACUCUUGAUAAAUCCAAUGCAGAUGCUGACCAGCUAAUUUCUGAGCAUGUACUAAGGAUGCACAUGCUGGCUCAAGGAUAUGAAGAGGAGGGAAUGGGAAUUAAGCAAGACUUAUUCAGAGCAUACAUCCAGCAUUGCAGACAAAAGAGACCUGUUCUUUCGAGAGAAGCAGCGAGACUUAUAGUAAGGGAGUAUACUUUGCUGAGGCAAACCAAAGACAGAAAGGAGCAAAUUGUCUCCAUCACGCCUAGAAUGCUGGAGACGAUGAUUCGUCUUUCCACUGCGAAUGCAAAGCUAAGACUGAGCGAUGUGGUUGAAUACGACGAUGCAGAAUGUGCUGUGAAUUUGAUCAAGGACUCUCUAUUCCAAAAAGUUAUCAAGCCUGGAAAAAGAAUCAAAGUUGUGGCCUCUGAAGAAAAGGACGAGUUUGAUCUGGUUGAUGAGAAGGGAACCUUGAAGCAGCGUCUAGAAGCAACCAUGGUUGAUGAAGACAAAGUUAGCUUUGUGAGCCAUGCACUUUACGACUAUAGCGCAGACCCUCAGAACCCUAGGAUCUUGGAGAUCGAUGAUUUCAUGAAAUAUCUUGGGACGGAUAUGAGUGUAACAGAGAAAGAGGUGGAGUCUAUCCUUACAGGAUUAGCAGAAAAGGACCUUAUUCUGUUUGAAAAUGGGAGAAUAUAUCUGCUAAAUUGA
Messenger RNA from Encephalitozoon hellem ATCC 50504, 2067 nucleotides. RefSeq names its product minichromosome maintenance protein. Gene Ontology annotation, molecular function: single-stranded DNA binding; ATP binding; ATP hydrolysis activity. NCBI's taxonomy places the organism in Eukaryota, Fungi, Microsporidia, Unikaryonidae. Gene Ontology annotation, biological process: double-strand break repair via break-induced replication; DNA replication; DNA strand elongation involved in DNA replication. Bases 1 to 2067 code for a protein of 688 amino acids. The transcript has a single exon. Gene Ontology annotation, cellular component: nucleus; MCM complex. The record is from RefSeq and is a predicted model, not a curated record.